GUAUAUAUGCACAACACACGUUGACUUUUUCUUACCAUACAAGAAAACGGAGGCAUCACAAGUCACUGCAACAACUUUGCAGACAUUCAAUCAAAGAAAAACAGAAUAAGAUGGAGAGCUUUUGUAUGUUCCUACUACUAGUAGCAGGAUCAGCAUUGCCUUGUCUGGCUGCAAACCCAAAGACAUCAUUGCUCUAUCCUUAUGGAAAAACCCAAGGUGACUCAGAAAACCCGGUAGCUGAUGAUGGGAAUUCUCCAGAGAUCACCAUCAACAAGCCAUUCUCCUUCUACGGCAAAAAAUACAACUCCCUUUUUGUCAAUAACAAUGGGGUUGUCUCUUUUGGAAAGUAUGUCUCAGAAUACACUCCAUCUGCUUUCCCUCUGAAAGAAGGAAUACCCUUUGUUGCUCCAUUUUGGGCUGAUGUUGACAAUAGAGUCAGUGGGAGCAUCUUCUCGAGACAGACCGAAGACUCAGUGCUGCUUAGUCGGUUUGCUGAAGACCUCGGUCGGUACCGUGCUGAUGUUUCUUUCAUACCCGUGUGGAUGUUUAUUGCCACCUGGUAUAAAGUAGGCUACUAUGGAUCUGCUUCAGACAAGGUCAACACUUUUCAAGUUGUCUUGGCCACAGAUGGAGAAAUAUCCUUCAUCAUGCUGAACUAUGCUGAUAUACAGUGGACCACUGGAACUGGAAAUGAUGGAGAUAUCUAUACGGGACUUGGAGGAACUCCCGCUCAGGCUGGCUUUGACAGUGGGGACAAAGAAAAUUACUACAACAUCCCUGGUUCCCGAACGGAUGCUAAGCUUGGCUCGGCUUCGCCCCAUCUUACCGUCCGGCCCAGCCGCUGCUUAACCGCGGAGCUGAGCGUUGCCCGAGGCCCGCCCGGGAAGGAGGAGGUGAUUACACCGGCUGAAUGUCAUGGAAAGGCGGGCUUUUGUUUGCGCCUCCUUCCCUUUCUUCUCCCGUGA
This is a messenger RNA of Notechis scutatus (mainland tiger snake), 965 nucleotides long. The record is from RefSeq and is a predicted model, not a curated record. Lineage: Eukaryota; Metazoa; Chordata; Lepidosauria; Squamata; Elapidae.